Messenger RNA from Hymenoscyphus albidus, 939 nucleotides. The record is from the annotation of a GenBank genome assembly. NCBI's taxonomy places the organism in Eukaryota, Fungi, Ascomycota, Leotiomycetes, Helotiales, Helotiaceae.
AUGACCCCUCCGGUGGUACUGGCACCUGAAAUGGUAAUUCAUCCACGUGGAAACACUUCGUCAAAUCACAUACAUAGGAAACUUCCUAUAGACCUUAUUCGAGCAGGCCAAACAGUGACGCUUCACCGCGAAUCCUAUGAAGGAGCCCAUCUCGCGAAACAAGUCCGAAAUCUCUGCACGUUACGACCUCCAAACCUAACCCCACUUCAAAGACAAGCCCUCGAAGCAUAUCGUUCAUCUACAGAUUACAAGAUUGACAGUUUCUCCAACGUUGAUAACCACACUGUGGAGAAACUCCGGCCGUUAGCACUUUAUGCUCACCUAUUUGAUGCACUCUUCUUCGCAAACUCACUCUUGCACAGCGGUCGACUUUCUGUCCAUAUAUCUGAUAGAUCUCCUGAUACAGCUGGUUUAUAUGGGUUCUUACAUGAUCAUCCAACGAAACCGGGGGAAAAGCAGAUUAUACUGUAUUUGGACGAUCAGUCUCAGGACACGCCGUUACAGCGCAUGAACCGUAUGCUCGGUACAUUAGCUCACGAGAUGACACAUGCUUUGAUCUUGAUGUAUUGUUGUGUAGAGUGUCAAAAGGACAUGAGUUUCGAAGUGAUGGGGCCAAAGUGGCAUGGGAUAGUGUGGCUUGAUAUUGCCAGUCAGGUUCAGGCUGCAAUCAGAAGUAGACGGAUGUUGGGACUUCCCGAUGUCGAGUUGGGUGUUGCGAAAGAGGUUGCUAGCGAAUCGCAUAAAGCUAAUCUCCCUGUUCCUCGCGAUAGGGAUCUACAAGCUUGGGGUGUUAGUAGAACUGAAGUAAAGAGGAGGUAUCAGGAAUACGUGGCUGCUAAACCAAAAAAGGUUGGGGUCCGUGGGAGAGCAACGAAGGCAAUGGAGUGUGUGGACAGGGGUUCCACUUAUUGUGUUACGAUCUUUAAGCCAUGGACUUGA